Messenger RNA from Capronia epimyces CBS 606.96, 822 nucleotides. RefSeq lists its product as uncharacterized. The record is from RefSeq and is a predicted model, not a curated record. The coding region runs from base 1 to 822 and encodes 273 amino acids. The transcript has a single exon. NCBI's taxonomy places the organism in Eukaryota, Fungi, Ascomycota, Eurotiomycetes, Chaetothyriales, Herpotrichiellaceae.
AUGUCCCAAGCCAUGAAUGAACUUUUCAAUCGCUGGGGCCGGUCUUCGGCCAUGUCUCCGCGAAACUUUCAGUAUGCCUGUGCCGGCAGCGGAAUCCUCUGCUCGAUCUUCUUCCUUGUCAGCUUUGCAGCCUCAGGAUUCCUCCCGCCAGUGAAGCCAUACUGGGAUGCUGAACGACUGGUCAAGCACUACCGCGAUCAUGAGCACGGCAUACAAGCUGGUGCUGCUCUGCUAGUGCUCUCGGGCAUGUUUUACCUUCCCUUGACGGCUGCCAUCUCGGCUCAGAUGCGACGCAUUCCGAACCUCCACUACGUCGUGAGCGCCCUCCAGCUUGCCUCGGGCGCCGCAGGCAUCUUCACCAUAAUAUUGCCAGGCGUAAUCCUAGCCGUCACAAACUACCGACUCGACCGACCUGUGGAGAUCACGCAGGCUCUCAACGACCUCUUUUGGAUCACAGCCUUCCUGCCCUGGCCGACCUUCAUGAUCCAGAACUUUGCCUUUGCGUACGCCAUCAUCAUAGACUCUCGCCCGCGACCGCUGUUUCCGAAGUCAAUCGCCAUCCUCAACAUUGUCGUCCCCAUUCUCUACGUCCCCUCAAUUGCCAUGCAUUGCGUCAAAACAGGACCCCUGGCUUGGAACGGCGGCACCACUUUCUGGAUGGAGGGUGUCAUCUUUUGUGGCCAGCUGAUCAUCGACUCUGUUUGUCUCAUGCGGGCUGUGUAUUCUGAGACCGAGAUGGGAGAAAAGAUCGUGGAUAUCUUUCCAUCUUCACUAAAGGACAACGAACAAAACUUGGAAUAUGGUGGAGGGAGCGCCGCAUAG